Messenger RNA from Pocillopora damicornis (cauliflower coral), 3980 nucleotides. RefSeq lists its product as uncharacterized. NCBI's taxonomy places the organism in Eukaryota, Metazoa, Cnidaria, Anthozoa, Scleractinia, Pocilloporidae. The record is from RefSeq and is a predicted model, not a curated record.
UUUGAAGUUCUGCUAGUCAGAAUUGUUACUCAGAUGUUCGCUUCUAAGUGGAAAUGGCCUUGACAAGAAGUGAACUCCGUGUUCUAGCCAUACUUGGCUUGGUAAUUUUAAUUUUAUGGUCGUUCUUCGGCUUAUUUUGGAGCCUUCUUCUUGUUUUUUCGUUUCUGAUCUACGCAUAUAACUUCGGAAGGCAUGGAAAUAGAAAAAUUCGGCGAGUUCACGAAGAGGUUGACAGCGAACCAGAUCUAGAUUUGACGUUUCAAGAGAAAUCUAGGGAUGAUUUUCCGGUGCUUCAAGACUUGGAGUUCACUGGUUUACCCACAGACAGAUAUUCGCUGCGAUCACCCACACCUUUAAUGUCUGUCACCAAAAGGCUUAGUUUCAACAUGAGUUCCACAACACCUUUUCACACAAGAAAAGCCUGGAACAGCAGAGAUAUGAAUGGAACUCUGUAUUCAGGGCGAGGAAGUGCCCUUGGAUAUCACCGUAAGCCGCACAAUUUUAGUCUCUUGAAUCCUGCACUGCAGAGGCCAUCCACUGUUAAAAUAGCUUCACCAGAUGUCACAGUUAACAGGACAUUCACAUUAUCCAACAGUCCCUUAAAGAGAGCAGGAGUUGAUGAGAACCCAUGUAGCAGAGUCACUGUCCUCUCUGCACUCAAAGAGAGCAGGAAAAGAAGUUUUGCUGUUUUUGAUGAAGGGGAGGAAGAAGUGUCAAGACCAUCUAAAAGGAGAGAUACCAAGCCAGCAGAAUCUUACCCAUUUAGCAGUCCUCUUCUCAAAGGCCGCAAACGAGUAGCAAUCGCAGAAAGAACUGAAAAAGCAGCUGAUGGGGGCUCUAAGAAGAAAAGCAGAGUUGUAGAUGAUAGUGCAAGUGAUUCUUCUGACAAUGUGCAGAAUGAAAGUUAUGUGGAAGCUGUUACACAGAAGAGGAAAAUUAUGGAAACUGAAAAAGAACCACCAAGUAGUGAAGACAUAACAGAAAGUGUAGAAAAUUCAGGAGAAGACGAAGUUGACUCCUCUAAAGAGAGAAGUAAGAUUUUGGAUAAUGGUUACAAGUCCAUGGAGACUGAACACAAUGAGACACAAAAUGAAUCUGCCUCACGAAAAAGAAAAGAAGCAACCGCAGAAAGAGAUGCAACAAAAACUAAUGAUGACAAAAAUGAGAGCAAGUCAAGGAAGACUAAGGAGUCAGAACCACUGACAGAUAAAGAAGAAGUUAAACGAGGAAAGACUGAGUACGUGAAUGAAGAUGUCAGCUCGGUACUUAAACCUCCGGCAACAAAUGUACAGAAACGAUUUACAGUCCCAAGAUUUGCAUCCAAAGACGAUUCAAGAAGAAGGGCUGUACCAGUUUAUUGUGCUUCUAAUGAAGAAUCUGAGAUGCCCCAAAGAAGAACUGUGUCGAGAAAAAUCAACCAGGAGCAGUUGAAGAUCGAUCGCAAGUUAGCCUGGGAGCGGGUGAAUGAGCUGCUGGGUGGCAGUGAUGAUGAUGAUGAUGAAAGUGAAGCGAAAGAUAAAGAGAAACCAGAUACGACAACGGUUUCUUCAGCUGCGGCUACUUCGACCUCAGCUUCGUUAUUCAAGGUCCCUACUGCAGGUGUUGUGACAAGCAGAGGGACAAUAACUACCACUACUGCCCAGAGCCUUAUCGCCCCAACCCUUGGUUUGGGAGAUCCUCGAAGGACCACAAGUGAUCAGCAGGUCCCUUCAUCAAGUGUUUCUAGUUCCAAUCCCGUAAUGCACGGCAGUGGCACUGCUACGCAAUCCCAAAGUUCUACUUUGCGUGCGUUACUGUCCCAACAGCGACCAGGAGUUGAUUUGUGUUCUAAACCGUCAGGUACACCCGGGCUGUCUACGGCAUUGACAGGUGAAGGAAUAAAAAUUCCUACUUCACAACAGGGAAAGGCUGCUCCCACAAGCUCAUCAAUUGCUCCUGUCCAGUCACAAGCAAACCCAGCGCAAAGUUCGACUGUUACAACAGGACCAGUUUCCUCAGGAUUCCAGCUUUCGUCAUUUCCCUCAUCUGGGGCGUCGCCCUUCGCUAAGCCGGCAACAACUAACCCACCAACUUUGAACACAAAUAAUACUUCUUCCCAAAAAGCUGGGUUUAGUUUCUCCACAGUUUCUUCGUCGAGCGUAUCUGGGAUGCCGCCGUCCAACGCUUCAACCAAUGGGCAAUCACGGUUCAAUUCUUCAGCUUCAAAUAGUACAAAGAUUGUCUUUGGUGAGAAGUCAACACAAAAUACUCAGGUUACGACCUCUGUGAAUUCUUCAAGUACUUUCUUUUUAGGACAAAAUACUUCCCAAACUUCUGGGUCGUUGGCAAGUGGCAAUGUAGCUGCUUCAUUGCAAAGUCCGUUUGGAAAACGAACCGAAACUACGCAAAAUAGCUCUACUCUAACUGCGAUUCCAUCGACAAAUGUAUUUGGGCAGAGUGCCACGGCGCCUCAGAAUUCCCUUGCAUCAACAACCCAAAACAAAGGCACGUUUGGUGUAAGUAACAUGCAACCUGUAACAGGACAACAAGGUCAAACUUCGUUUGGUUCUGCCUUCGGUGCGAAUGGCUUUGGGGGCAAGCCUUCACAAAACACUCCUCAAACUUCAGGUUUCACACAAAGUCCGUUUACCCAGAACACAUUUGGCCAGAAUGCUUCCCAGAGUGCGUUUGGAGCGAAUCCUACCCAUGGUGCCUUUGGAGUGCAACAGCAAAACCAGCCAGCUUCUUCAAAUACGUUUGGAGCGCAAAACGCGAACAGUUCUCUAAACGCAAGUCAAAAGACUCCUCAAAGUGGUUUGGGUGCUCAGCAUUUGCAAAAUACUUUUGGUUCACAGCAGAAAACAACACAAAAUAUUUUCGGAAACCAGGCGAAUCAAAAUGUAUUUGGACCGAAUCCAAAUCAAAGUAGUGCCCAAAAUGCUUUUGGUACCCAAUCGACACAGUUUAACUUUGGAACUCAGCCAAACCAAAAAACUACCCAAGGUGCUUUUGGACAAGCUCCUAGCCAGAAAUCAUCUCCGUUCACUUUUGCUGCAAAUACGUCGCAAAACGCUUCCAAGUCCCCUUUCAAUGGGUUUGGAAACAGUGCCGGUGCCCAGAACACCUUUGGAGCAGCGCCUUCCCAGAAUGCUGCGGCUUCUAGUGGAUUUAGUUUCAAUGCAAAUGCGACGGCAAAUAACCCAACACCCGGGGGUUUUAAUUUCAGUGGCGCUGCGAACAAAACAGGAGGAUUUCAAUUUGGCUCUUCAGCGGGUAACAGUAGCUUCGGGCAGUUUGGCCAAGCAACAGCUCCACCUGCGGCUGUGCCCGCGACACCUGCGCCCAGUGGGGGUUUCAACUUCGCCCCAGGUGGUGCGUCGGGAAGUCGUUUUGCCGCACCCACACCUGCACCAGCAUUUGGGGCGCCGAGCACUCCGCAAGGGGCAGGCAGCAACUUGACGGCAAGAUCAAGGGUUCGCACAGCGGCCCGGAGAAGGGGGAAGAAAUAACCGCUUGCGGAAAAUUGAAAAAUUGGCGCUGAAGAGAUGAUCAUGAAUACAUGGGCAUUAAGGCUCACUGUACACGUUUCGAAGGUGAGAGUGAUUCACUGAAAUGGUCGGAAAGUCAUUAUGUAAUGCUGCUUUCCUGAAAAAGAAGGAUGUUACCGUGCUUCUCAGGUUAAUUGGAGGGUGUAGAGUUUGCGUAUCACAAUCAGGGUGAAUCCACUGGGAGAAGAACUGGAAUCUAUGAAAGUGGUAACGAACGACUUUGCAAGCGUUACGUUUUGCUGUUAAACAUACCAUAAUCCAUUUUUCGUGGCGACGCUGGCUGUUGUAAAGAAAAGCGACUCGCAAAUGGCAUAUAUAAUCUCUCUGUUUUAAUUGGACGAAAGAAACUCGGCCAUAUUGAUUUACCCAAUGAUAGAUGUAUAUAGAGAUUGCAGAAGUAGUGUUAGCUGUUCAAAUUGAUAUUUUGGAUCAAUAAAUGAAUUUUUACUUGCA